CUAGUUACACGUGCAGAAGUGCCUUCCCAGAAGUGUUUGUUAAAAUUCUCGUCAUAAAAUGCUCAAAUCCAAAACAUAUGUAAAGAAAACUCGAAAGGGUAAUGUACUAAAAGUUGUCCGUGAACAUUACUUGCGAGACGACGUUUGGUGCGGUGCAAGUCACUGUACAAAUUGUGGAGAAAGUCAGAACAAUGUUUUGGGAAGUGUACCCCAGUCCUUGUCUUCUCAGCUCUGUGAUUAUCCUCAUUACAUUAUACCCGAUACAAAUGUAGUUUUACAUCAGAUCGAUGUCCUAGAAGAUCCAGUCUUUAAAAAUGUAAUUUUGCUACAAACAGUUCUUGAAGAGGUUAAGAAUCUCAACCUUGGAGUAUAUAAGAGAGUUAGGGCUAUCAUAUCAGAUCCAGAACGAAAAUUUUAUGUCUUCUCAAAUGAACACCACAGACAAACAUAUGUUGAGAGAGCAAAAGAUGAAUCAAGUAAUGACAGGAAUGAUAGAGCUAUACGAACAGCAGCAAGCUGGUAUAAUGAUCACUUGACAGAGUGUGAAGGUGGUAAAGAUGAAGACCUCAGAAUACAAAUAGUAUUGAUUACCAAUGAUAGAGCAAAUAAAGAGAAAGCAAUCAAAGAAGGAAUCAAGGCAUUUAAAAUUAAGGAGUAUGUUAGCAGUUUAGAUGGCUGUGGUGAUCUGGUGGAUCGGUUGGCUAAUCUUGAACAUGAAGAUCAUGAAGAGUCCACAGAUGGGAAAAGAARCCAGUUUAUAUUUUCAGAGCAUCUWCCUUUGACAAAAAUCCAGGCAGGAAUAAAGUCUGGAAAAUAUAAACAGGGAGUACUUCAUGGAAGCAGAGAGAAUUAUCUAGAGGCUGUUGUGUACGUCAGAGAUAGUGAAGAUGAGAUAUUUAUCCAAGGGUUAGAGAACUUGAAUCGUGCAGUCCAUGGUGAUGUAGUUGCCAUAGAAAUAUUGCCUAAAGAUCACUGGAAAUGUCCAUCAUCUGUUGUGCUGGAGGAUGUGUCUCAAGAUGGGGCUGAGGAAAACAUAGACAAUAUCAAGAUUAAUAAUAACAAAAAAGAAAUAUCAAACUUCAAGAAAACGGGAAAGGUUGUAGGUAUUAUCAAGCGUAACUGGAGGCCAUAUUGUGGGGUCAUCAGCCCAUCAGGGAAUCCUCAGAGUUCCCAUCACCUGUUUAUCGCAGCUGAACGUAGAAUACCAAGGAUCAAGAUUGUGACCAGGCAAGCAGAAACAUUGACAACCCAGCGAAUUGUGGUCAGCAUUGACUCGUGGCCUAGAACCUCUCGAUACCCUCAGGGUCAUUUUGUUCRUAAGCUGGGUGAUAUUGGUGACAAGGACACAGAAAAUGAGCUUCUACUACUGGAGCAUGAUGUACCACACCUGGCAUUCUCUGCAGCUGUCCAGAAAGACUUGCCAUCUAUGCCUUGGGCAAUCACACAGGAGGAUUUAGACACACGCUUGGAUCUGCGAGACCUGUCAAUUUGCAGUGUAGACCCCSCUGGAUGUACUGACAUUGAUGAUGCGCUGCACUGGAAAAAACUUGACAACGGAAAUUAUGAGGUUGGUGUUCACAUAGCAGAUGUGACCCACUUCAUCCAUCCUGGCACAGCAAUGGAUGACGAGGCUGCUAAUCGAGGAACCACUGUGUACCUUACAGAUCAGCGUAUAGACAUGGUUCCUACUCUCCUGAGUUCUAACCUUUGUUCCCUUCRCUCGAACGUUGACAGACUUGCUUUCUCGUGUAUCUGGGAGCUCACACCAAAUGCAGAAAUCAUCCAAACAAAGUUUACAAAGAGUGUCAUUUGUUCAAAGGCAUCCUUAACUUACGCUGAGGCUCAGCUUCGUAUCGAUGAUUCCACACAGAAUGAUGACAUCACCAUUAGUCUUAGACAUCUAAACCAGUUGGCCAAGAUCUUGAAGAGAGGACGUAUAGAAAAUGGGGCUUUAACUCUUGCUUCUACUGAAGUACGCUUCCAUAUCGACAGUGAAACACAUGACCCAAUUGAUGUAGAAACGAAGCAACUCAGAGAUACAAACUCCUUGGUGGAAGAGUUCAUGCUGUUGGCUAACAUUUCCGUUGCAAAGAAGAUACAUCAACGUUUUCCUGAGUUUGCUGUUCUCAGAAGACAUCCUUCCCCUCCGCUCUCCAACUAUGACAUCCUAGUGAAGGCAGCACGCUCCAAGGGUCUGGAAAUCAAAGUAGACACAGCAAAAGACUUGGCCGUCUCCUUGGACGCCGCGGUUAUCGAAGAUGAGCCCUACUUCAAUACCAUGCUACGUAUCCUGACAACACGAUGCAUGAUGGAAGCGGUGUACUUUUGUUCGGGCAUGCUCCCUGAGGAUCAGUAUCACCAUUAUGGUCUAGCUACACCUAUUUAUACUCACUUCACGUCACCUAUCAGACGAUAUUCUGAUGUCUUGGUCCAUCGUCUUUUAGCUGUUGCAAUCGGAGCCAUGAAGUCUUACCCCGAUUUGCUGCAUAAGGAAAAAGUUCAGAAACAAUGUAACCAUCUCAACUUCCGACACAAGAUGGCUCAAUACGCAGGGCGUGGCUCUGUGGAUCUUCAUACACAGUUGUUUUUCAAAGACAACCCGAAGACUGAAGACGCAUUUGUAAUGUUUAUUCGUAAAAACGCCUUACAAGUCCUCAUCCCAAAGUUUGGCCUACAAGGAACAGUGUAUAUGAAUAGACACGGGAUUACAGACAGCCAUAUGGUGUUUAAUGAAGAGGAACCUUCCCUUACUGUAGGGAAUGUAAAGUUCAGUAUGUUUGAUAAAGUAACCCUGGAGAUCAAGGUGGAGAAGACGGUGACGCACAAUUCUUUUCUUCAGUUUACUCUGCUCUCUCCCAAGCCCUGUAUAGAUUGGGAAGUCAGCGAGCCAAGCCCCAAGAAAGCAAGACUGAAGUAAAGCCCAUCCAAUGCAUGAAAAAAGAUAGGUAUUGAGAUAUCAGGCAAUAACCAAUGAAUAAGCUGCUCGUUGUAAGAGCUGCUGCAGAUGAGUUGCAAAGCAUGACAAAAAUAUCUUCACUGCAAUUCAUUUUUCUAACUGACAGAGAACCCUUUUAAUAUUUUAUUUAAAACUUUUACUUUAAUAUGACUGAUUUUUAAUA
Actinia tenebrosa (Australian red waratah sea anemone) is the source of this 3119-nucleotide messenger RNA. Its product is annotated as exosome complex exonuclease RRP44. Gene Ontology annotation, biological process: nuclear mRNA surveillance of mRNA 3'-end processing; rRNA catabolic process. Gene Ontology annotation, molecular function: endonuclease activity; RNA binding; 3'-5'-RNA exonuclease activity. Gene Ontology annotation, cellular component: cytoplasmic exosome (RNase complex); nuclear exosome (RNase complex). The record is from RefSeq and is a predicted model, not a curated record. Lineage: Eukaryota; Metazoa; Cnidaria; Anthozoa; Actiniaria; Actiniidae.